Molecule: messenger RNA, 3715 nt
Organism: Cyprinodon tularosa
Lineage: Eukaryota; Metazoa; Chordata; Actinopteri; Cyprinodontiformes; Cyprinodontidae
Gene: polr1b
Product: RNA polymerase I subunit B
Exons: 15
Coding region: 73-3477 (1134 amino acids)
Biological process (GO): DNA-templated transcription
Cellular component (GO): RNA polymerase I complex; nucleus
Molecular function (GO): DNA binding; ribonucleoside binding; DNA-directed RNA polymerase activity
Source: RefSeq, a predicted model, not a curated record
UGUGAUUCAGACACGUGCUUCCUGUGUCAGCGGGCCCAUGUGGUAAACAAGCUCAGGAGUGGAAGCCCAAUCAUGGAGUUUACUGAUAAGUGGACGAAUUUACCUCCAGGACCGAGUCUGAAAAACCUGACGGACGGAGGGUUCGGGAAACUGAAGGACAAACAGCAUGCUGCGGUCCAGGACUUGACCAAAGCUCACAUCGAGUCGUUUAACCAGGCUGUUACUGAGGGACUCACACGGGUGGUUCAGGCCAUCCCACCCUUGGAGUUCAUGUUCAAACAGGACAGGGUGACCCUAACAUUUGUGGAAGCCACCAUUCACAACCCGGUGGUCACCAAGGGGAGCGUCUGCACAGAGAUGAAGGUGUUUCCUGCAGAGUGUCGGGGAAGAAGGUGUUCCUAUAAAGGGAAGCUGGUGGCCGACGUCAGUUGGGCGAUUAACGGAAUUCCUAAAGGUAUCGUGAAGCAGUCGCUGGGCCAGGUUCCAAUCAUGGUGAAGUCACAGCUAUGCAACCUCCAUGGCCUGUCCCCUAAAGAGCUCGUAAAGCAUCACGAAGAAGCGGAGGAAAUGGGAGGUUAUUUCAUCAUGAACGGGAUCGAGAAGGUGAUCCGUAUGCUGAUCAUGCCGAGGAGGAACUAUCCCAUUGCCAUGUCAAGACCAAAGUGGAAGAGCAGAGGACAGGGAUACACCCAGUAUGGUAUUUCUAUGCGCUGCGUUAGGGAGGAGCACUCGGCCAUCAAUAUGAACCUUCAUUAUCUGGAAAACGGCACAGUGAUGCUGAACUUCAUCUACCAGAAGGAGCUCUUCUUCCUCCCUUUAGGCUUUGCUUUGAAGGCGCUGGUAGACUUCACAGAUUUCCAGAUCUACCAGGAGCUGAUCAAAGGGCGUGAGGACAACUCCUUCUAUAAAACCUGCGUGUCAGAAAUGCUGCGCAUGGUGUCAGAGGAGGGCUGCACCACCCGCAGCAAGGUGCUCGACUACCUGGGAGAGCGCUUUAGGGUAAAGCUGAACCUACCGGAGUGGUACACCAACGAACAGUGCGCCAACUUUCUCUUAAACGAAUGCAUCUGCAUCCACCUGAAGUCUGACAUAGAAAAGUUCUACCUGCUUUGUCUCAUGACCCGGAAGCUUUUCACGUAUGCCAAACAGGAGUGCAUGGAGGAGAAUCCGGACAGCUUGAUGUGCCAGGAGGUUCUCACUCCUGGUCAGCUCUACCUCAUGUUUCUAAAGGAAAAACUGACGGCGUGGCUGGUGUCCGUAAAGCUGGGCUUCGACAAACGAGGGUCUAAACUGGGCAAUGGAUGGAGCACUGAGAACGUGAUGAAGAUGUUAAACAUGGGAUCAGAUCUGACCAAACCUUUUGAAUAUCUACUGGCCACUGGGAACCUCCACUCCAAGACAGGUCUCGGCAUGCUGCAGAACACGGGCCUCUGUGUGGUCGCUGACAAACUCAACUUCAUCCGCUACCUGUCCCACUUCCGCUGCGUCCACAGAGGAGCGGCGUUCGCCAGGAUGAGAACCACGUCUGUCAGGAAGCUGCUGCCGGAGUCCUGGGGUUUCCUCUGUCCCGUCCACACUCCGGACGGAGAGCCCUGUGGACUGAUGAAUCACAUGACUGCCAGCUGUGAGAUCGUCGCUGCCACCUCGUACACUACAUCCCUGCCGGCUCUGCUGUGCUCCCUCGGUGUGACGCCGGUGGACGGGUCUCCCGGUCGAGCCUUUUCAGACUGCUACCCCGUGGUUCUGGACGGAGCUGUUGUGGGCUGGGUGGAAGCCGAGUUAGCUCAGGCCGUCGUCGACUCGCUGCGCAGGUUUAAGGUGCUGGGUCAGAAGAAGGUCCCCCCCUGGACUGAGAUUGUCCUGGUUCCUAAGACGGGAAAGGCCAGCUUAUAUCCAGGCCUGUUUCUCUUCUCGACGCCGUGUCGUAUGAUGCGACCUGUGCAGAAUUUAGCUCUUGGGAAGCAAGAGCUGAUCGGGACCUUUGAACAGCUCUACAUCAAUGUGGGGAUCCUGGAGGGGGAGAUAGAGGCAGGUGUUACUACGCACCAGGAGCUGUUUCCUCACAGCAUGCUCAGUGUGGUGGCCAACUUCAUCCCUUACUCAGACCACAACCAGAGUCCCAGGAACAUGUACCAGUGUCAGAUGGGUAAGCAGACUAUGGGUUUCCCGCUGCACUCCUACAUGGAUCGCUCCGAUAACAAACUUUACCGGCUGCAGACUCCACAGAGCGCUCUGGUCAGGCCCUACAUGUACGACCAUUACAGCCUGGACAACUACCCCAGCGGCACCAACGCCAUCGUGGCCGUCAUAUCCUACACGGGCUACGACAUGGAAGACGCCAUGAUCGUCAACAAGUCGUCCUGGGAGAGGGGCUUUGCUCACGGGAGCAUCUACAAGACGGAGUUGGUGGACCUGGGGGAGAAGGUGAGGGGAGACGACAGCAUCGUGUUCGGGACCAAGCCAGGCGACCCGAAGGUGAAUGAGAAGCUGGAUGCUGAUGGGCUGCCUCACAUCGGAUCUGUGCUUCAGUACGGAGACCCCUACUACUGCUACAUCAGCCUGAACACAGGCCAAAGCUUCGUCACCUUCUACAAGAACCAAGAGGCUUGUGUGGUCGACAACAUCAAGAUCUGCAGCAACGACACGGGCUCAGGUCGUUUUAAACGCGUCUGCAUCACCGUACGAGUGCCGCGAAACCCCACCAUCGGCGACAAGUUUGCCAGCCGCCACGGCCAGAAGGGCAUCCUGAGCCGUCUGUGGCCGGCGGAGGACAUGCCCUUCACAGAGAGCGGCAUGACCCCGGACAUCCUGUUCAACCCGCACGGCUUCCCCUCCCGCAUGACCAUCGGGAUGCUGAUCGAGAGCAUGGCCGGAAAGUCCGCCGCCCUGCACGGCCUGAGCCACGACGCCACGCCCUUCACCUUCUCCGAGGAGAACUCUGCGCUGGAUUACUUCGGGGAGUUGCUCCGAGCGGGCGGCUACAAUUACUACGGCACGGAGAGGCUCUACAGCGGACUGAGCGGCCAGGAGCUGGAGGCGGACAUCUUCAUCGGCGUCGUCUACUAUCAGCGGCUGCGUCACAUGGUCUCGGACAAAUUCCAGGUGAGGACCACGGGAGCGCGGGAUAAGGUGACCAACCAGCCGGUCGGAGGAAGGAACAUCCAGGGAGGCAUUCGUUUCGGGGAGAUGGAGCGAGACGCCCUGCUGGCCCACGGCUCCUCCUUCCUGCUCCAGGACCGCCUGUUUAACUGCUCGGACCGCUCGGUCGCUCAGGUGUGCGUCGACUGCGGCAGCCUCAUUUCCCCGCUUCUGGAGAAGCCCCCGCCCUCCUGGUCGGCCAUGCGCCACCGGGAGACGGUCUGCACCCUGUGCGGGAAGAGCGACUCCAUUGACUCCGUUUCUGUCCCGUACGUUUUCCGUUACUUCGUGGCUGAGCUGGCAGCCAUGAACAUCAAAGUCAAACUGGACGUUAAGUGAAACUUCCUGGAGGAAACGGAAAAACUUUGUGCCUUAAAAUUUCUCUGUCAUUUAUGGUCAUCAUCAGGGUUAAACGCUCUGACUGUUCAAAGCUGAUCAGCUGUAGCAGUUUUGUUUUAGAGGCUGAUUCAAAAUAAUGUAAAAAUGAUCAGUGGAGAUUUCUGGAAAAAUGUUUGACUUUAACCCUUUCAGCUCCAGGAUCAAAUCAUUAUUCAAUAAACUAAUAGAUUUUUCAACA